AUGGCGUUGAGGGCCUUUCCCAGGGGCCCAACCCUGCCCCCCACAGACCAAACCCCCACAGACCCUGCCUCCAUAUAUCCUGCCCCUGCAGACCACAUCCCCACAGACCCUGCCCCCACAUAUCUUGCCUCUAUAGAUCCUGUCCCCACCGACCCUACCCCUACAGACCACACUCCCACCGACCCUGCCCCUGCAGACCCCGCCCCUACAGACCCCGUCUCCACAUAUCCUGCCCCUAUAGAUCCUGUCCCCACAGACCCUGCCCCUACAGACCACAUCCCCACAGACCCUGCCCCUGCAGACCCCGCCCCUGCAGACCCCGCCCCUACAGACCCCGUCUCCACAUAUCCUGCCCUUAUAGAUCCUGUCCCCACAGACCCUGCCCCUACAGACCACAUCCCCACAGACCCUGCCCCUACAGACCACAUCCCCACAGACCCUGCCCCUGCAGACCCCGCCCCUGCAGACCCCGCCCCUACAGACCCCGUCUCCACAUAUCCUGCCCCUAUAGAUCCUGUCCCCACAGACCCCAUCUCGGGGAAGAUGGUGGUGCAGGAGGUAGCGAUAUCGUCCAACCCCGCCCCUACAGACCACAUCACCACAUAUCCUGCCCCUAUAGAUCCUGUCCCCACAGACCCUGCCCCUACAGACCACAUCACCACAGACCCUGCCCCCACAGACCCUGCCCCUGCAGACCCCGCCCCUACAGACCCCGUCUCCACAUAUCCUGCCCCUAUAGAUCCUGUCCCCACAGACCCCAUCUCGGGGAUGAUGGUGGUGCAGGAGCUCAUACCUGAGCGUGAGCAGACCCUGGUGGCACCUGAGUGCACUGACAGCGGAGGUUCUGGAAGCAGCGAGCGGGAUUGUGGCUCCUGCAAGCCUCUCGCUGCUGGCAAGGUGCAGCAACGCUGGGUUCAUGACGCCCAUCCAGUCCUGAGAGCUCCAGGAGAUCCAGCGGCAGUCACAGACAAAUUCGGAGGCGGGGCAAGCUCCGUGCUGUCGGCAGGGAUAAUUCAUCUCCCCGCCUCGCUGGUGACAGUGUCACGCCGCGCUUACUCCUGUCUGAUGAAUUACCCUUCCACAGGGAACAGCCCAGAGCAUUCGGCCUGCACGGGUCCUUCUAUUACACGGCGUCUCUAA
This is a messenger RNA of Brienomyrus brachyistius, 1140 nucleotides long. RefSeq names its product cell surface glycoprotein 1-like. The record is from RefSeq and is a predicted model, not a curated record. NCBI's taxonomy places the organism in Eukaryota, Metazoa, Chordata, Actinopteri, Osteoglossiformes, Mormyridae. The transcript has 5 exons. The coding region runs from base 1 to 1140 and encodes 379 amino acids.